AGCUUUGUGGCCCUCGUCAGUGCCUCGGACCGUGACUCUGGCGCCAACGGGCAGGUGCGCUGCAGCCUCCGUGGCCAUGACCACUUUGCCCUGCAGCGUGCCUAUGAGGACAGCUACAUGAUUGUCACCACGGCAGCACUGGACCGAGAGCGCAUCCCCGAGUACAACCUCACCGUGGUGGCCGAGGACCUGGGCUCGCCGCCAUUCAAGACCGUCCGCCAGUACACAGUGCGGGAGAGCGACGAGAAUGACAAUGCGCCACUCUUCGCCAAGCCCCUUUACGAGGUGGCCGUGCCAGAGAACAACCCCCCGGGUGCCUACAUCACCACUGUGGUGGCCCGUGACCCUGAUCUUGGCCAUAAUGGUAAGGUCACCUACCGGCUCCUAGAGACACAGGUCAUGGGGGCCCCCAUCUCAACCUACGUCUCAGUGGACCCUGCCACUGGGGCCAUCUAUGCUCUCAGGACGUUCAACUAUGAGAUCCUCAAGCAGCUGGACCUGAGGAUCCAGGCCACUUCUGAUGGAGGGUCUCCACAGCUCUCCAGCAGCACCCUUGUCAAAGUGAGGAUGGUAGACCAGAAUGACAACCCUCCUGUCAUCGUUCACCCAGUGCUCACCAAUGGGACAGUGGAAAUUGGUGUGUCCAGCAAGACUUCCCGUGACUCCCUGGUGGCCCAGAUCAAAGCUCGAGAUGCAGAUGACGGGGCCAAUGCUGAGCUCACCUUUGCCUUCCUGGAAGAGCCCCAGCAGGACCUUUUCACCAUCAACCCAAGUACUGGGGACAUUGUACUGAGGGGCGACCUCUCUGAAGAUCUGGGACAGCUGUUCAAGGUCAUUCUCACUGUGACAGACAACGGCAGACCCCCUCUGGCCACAACUGCCACAGUCAACUUCCUGGUGACCGCCACAGCUCCCUCCAGUAUCCAGGAGAUAGCCAAGCCCAGCUCCUGGGAAGGAAAGGCUUUGCAGUGGGACAUCCCUCUGAUCGUGAUCAUUGUCCUGGCAGGCAGCUGCACCCUCCUCCUCGUGGCUAUAAUCACCAUCGCCACCACCUGCAACAGGCGCAAGAAGGGCAACGAGAUCAAAACCAGCGCUUCCUUGAAGGACCAGAUAGACAUCUCCCAUCUGGAGAAGGGGCGGCAGGAGGAGGGCAGCCAGCGGGGAAAUGUGUUUGAGAUACGAACCUUUCCCAGCAAAACCUCCUUCACCAGCCCCGACCCUUCUGCUGCCGAAGAGAUCUCCACCGCUGAGAGCGGCAGCGACAGCGCUUGCCUCUACGAGGGUCAGAAGAGGCUGAGAGGACCAAGUGGGGAGCAGGGUUUCACUGCCGCUCCAAGCUUUGGCAAGGAGCCCGCUCCCCCCGUGGCCAUUUGGAAGGGACACUCGUUCAACACCAUCUCUGGCCGAGAGGCAGAGAAGUUCAGCGGCAAAGACAGCGGCAAAGGCGACAGUGAUUUUAACGACAGCGACUCGGAUAUCAGCGGGGAUGCCCUGAAAAAAGAUCUCAUCACGCACAUGCAGAACGGUCUGUGGGCAUGUACAGCUGAGUGCAAGAUCCUGGGCCACUCGGACCGCUGCUGGAGCCCCUCCUGUGGCCGAGCCAACCCGCAUCCCCCUCCCCAUCCUUCGGCACCCCUCUCCACCUUCUGCAAGAGCACGUCCUUGCCCAGGGAUCCACUUCGCAGGGACAACUUUUACCAAGCCCAGCUGCCCAAAACAGUUGGGCUUCAGAGUGUCUAUGAGAAAGUGCUGCACAGGGACUUUGACCGGACGAUCACACUCCUCUCCCCGCCGCGUCCCGCACGGCUCCCCGACCUUCAGGAGAUUGGGGUGCCCCUCUACCCAGCCCCCUCGACUAGAUAUCUGGGCCCCCAGACUGACACGACCGAGAAAGCGUAGCCCAAGAUGCUCCCUGCCCCAGUUACACACGUCCCUGCGCGCACACGACUAGGUCACUCCCGAGAGCCUUUAAGUUAUUGAUCAGAUCCGGUGUCGUAUGUGUAAAUAUGCAAGAUGUGCCUUAAAAAUGAAGUUGUUGGGAAAGUUUUCCAAUCAGGUCAGUACUGUUUGAUAUUUGCAAACAACAAAAAAAAAUUGUUUGUAGUUAAUGUAAUUUUUAUGAAAUGUGCAGUAUUUAAAUUCUUUUUUCAUGUUUUCUACAUGGUUUUUGGUUGUUUUUUUUUUGCUUUUGUUUCACUCAUGGCCUGCCAUUUUUUGUAGUGUUUUUAACCUGUACAUUGUGUAAUGUAAUGUUUGUACAUAAUGAAAAUUGGUUAUAUUUUUAUAUAAUAAAAUCUCAAAAAAUGGGAAUUCUUGCCAAAGGAACUGUCUUAAAGACACAAUAAUAAUAAUAAUUAAUAAUUAUAUCCCGAAUAUGUAGAACUUUGUAAAGGAAAUUCCUCUUUCAUGGUGUAAUAAUAACCCAAGCAACCCAGUGUACUGAGAAGUUUGCCUUGCCAAAUGUGACUUGUAUUUCUUGAGUCGGUGGUCAACUUAAAUGUUAUUUAAUUGCCUUUGGUUCCUGUAAUCUGUGUCACUGAUAAACACUAAUAAAAGUUUUGUGAUGUGUCAGAG
Apaloderma vittatum (bar-tailed trogon) is the source of this 2574-nucleotide messenger RNA. It is a transcript of the gene PCDH8, whose product is annotated as protocadherin 8. Gene Ontology annotation, cellular component: membrane. Gene Ontology annotation, biological process: homophilic cell-cell adhesion. Lineage: Eukaryota; Metazoa; Chordata; Aves; Trogoniformes; Trogonidae. The record is from RefSeq and is a predicted model, not a curated record. Gene Ontology annotation, molecular function: calcium ion binding.